AUGACAAAAAAAAAAAAAAAAAAAAAAGAAAAAAACGAAAGAGAAAGAAGAAAAAUAUUCAUUAUUGAAUAUCUCAAAUGUAAUAAAGAAAAGUAUCAUUUCUUUAAUACAACAAUGAAUAUAAAAAAAAAAAAUAAUUGUGAUGAUAAUAAUGGUACCCUUGUUGGGAAUAAUAUAAAUAAUAAUAAAAAUAUUGUAUGUCAAAAUGCAAAAGAGAAAUCAUCUCUUUUGAAUCUGAAUAUACAUGGGGUAAAAAUUGAACAUGAAUGUUUAAUAAAUGAUGACAUAUUUAUAUCUACAAUUAAAGAAAAUGAAUUAAAUAAUAUACAUAUUAAUAAAACGUGUAGUUUACAAGAUGUGGAAUAUUAUAAUGUUCAUUUAAAAAAUAAAUUUGAAAAAAUAUAUAUUCAUUCACAUGAUAAUAAAAUGUUAAAUGUGGAUGAAGAAGGCGAAUAUAAUCGCAGCUUGAAUAUUAAUGGAAAUGAAAAUAUAAAUGAAAAUAUAAAUGUAAAUAUAAAUGUAAAUACAAAUGAAGGUGUAAAUGAAAGGAUACAUGAUGUAAGUCAUAAUUAUGAAGGAAACCUUCCCAAUAAUCAUAUAAAUAAUAAUAAUAAUAUUAUUAAUUCUUCAAAUGAAGAUAAUGAUGUACAUGUAAGCGUUCCCUCACAGAAUAAUCAUGUGCAAAAUAAAGAAGAAUGUCAACAAGAAGAAAGAACAAAUGAGGGUGUAAAUGAUAUAAAUAAUGAUGAUAAUACAAAUAGUAUAAAUAAUGAUGAUAAUACAAAUAAUAUAAAUAAUAACGACCAUACAAAUAGUAUAAACAAUAACGACAAUACAAAUAGUAUAAAUAAUAAUGACAAUAGAAAUAAUAAUAGUGAUGUGAGUGCUUCUUCGAAUGGAAGCCCAAGAGAAGGAGAAAAUGUAAAUAGUAGAGAGACAAACAAUAUGAAUAGUAGAGGAAUAAGUUUCAUAGAAAAUGGUCAUAGUAAUAUAUCUAAUGAAGAUGAUUUAAAUUAUUAUGUUAUUACUAUAAGAGAAAUAAGAAAUAAUGAUUUAAAUAGAAGAGAUGUAGAUAAUAUAAGUGUUGAAGACGAACAUAUAUAUUCAUUUACAAAAUGUUUUAUUAGUAAAAUAUUGGGUUAUGAUAUAAAACCUGAUUUAGAAGAAUAUAAUAUGAAUAAAAUAAUAAGAAGUAUUUUAUUUAUCUUAAUGUUAUUUAUUUUAUUUUGUACUGAAUUUCUUUUUGUUUAUAAUAAUUUAUUAAAAAUAAAAGUAGAUAGUAAAUUAGUAAUGAUUGAAUCUAAUUAUAAUUCAACUUUUGUAUCUAAUUUUUUAUAUCAGUUUAAUGAGAAUGAUUUAAAAAAAUCAUUAGUUACAGAAAAUAUAAUAAAAGAAGAAAUAACAAAAGGAAAUUUUAUGUUGUAUAAUAAUAUGUGUGUAAUUUUAAAUAAAUUAAAUAUUAAUUGUAAUAAUUUCUCAGAUUAUUAUAAAUUAAAUGAUAAUAAUGAUAAUACGGAACAUCUUAUAGAAAAAACUAUUAAAUUAUAUCAACAAUUAAAAAGUAAGGAUUUUUUUGUAUAUAAAAUGAAAGAAUCUAUAUUUUCUAAAUGUAAUGAUGUGUCCAAUAAAAAUUUAAAUAAUGAUGAUAAUUAUAUAUUUAUAUAUGUUUCUGAAAAGAAAAUAUUAAAAAUUAGUGUUUUAUUUUUAGUACUCACUAUAUUCUUUUUGUGCUUAAGAAUAGCAUUAAUAAUAUCAAGGAUCUUAUAUGAUAUCAUAUUAUUCAUAUAUAUGAAAGGAUUUAGAUUAUCAAUAGAAAGUAAAAAAAAAUAUCUAUCCAAAUAUAUAUGGUCAGUAUCUACUUUAUAUUUAUUAGAAAUUAUAUUAGGUGAUGAAUGUAUAGUAUGGUGGCUUCAUGAUAUUGAUCCAAUUUUUAGUUAUCACUUUCAAUAUUUUAUAUGGAUUAUAUCUUUCCUUAGUUUUGGAACCUUUAUUCUUCAUAAAAUUCUUAAAAUAUGUGCAUCUCGAUGGGAUAAUAUAAAUGAUAGAGUAAGUAUAAAUCAUCACAAUAAUAAUACAGAUCGUAAUACCUUAUUUGGUAAUUCUCUACAUAUGAACCCAUUAAAUGAAAACCCUGAAGCUAGGACUACUAGAGAUGAGAACCGUCAAAGUGUAAGCCUGAACAAUAAUAAUAAUAAUAAUAAUAAUAAUAAUAACAAUGUUUAUACUGAAUUUCCAAACAACAAUAACAAUAAUAUAAACUGCACUUCUAUAUCUCUUUCUUUAAAAUGUGUACACGACUUUCUCUAUGGAGCUAAUAUUAUGUUUGCAUGUAUUUUCUUAUUAUUGAAUUUGAGCAAGGUUCCAGUAAUUACCAUUAUAGUUACAUCUGUAGUUUUAUUUAUAGAUAUAUUAAAUGACACAUAUUUGGAACAGGUUCAAUUAACAGCCACAAUAACGAAUGCAACGUUUCAGAGGCCAAGACGAAAGAAAUUUUAUAUUAUUGAAAAUAAGAAAAAGAAAAGUUUUAAGAAUAUAUUUUUAAUGAGAAUAAAUGAACAUACCUAUCGAGACGUAACCGUAGAUACAAUAAAUAAAAAUGAUAAGAAAAAUAAGCUUAACAAUCAAAUACCUUUAAAUCAUAAGAAUAACAAUAAAUAUUGGGAUAAUAAAAAUGGUAUAUUUAAUAUACGUAAUAUUUUAAACAAAAAGUAUUUAAACAAAAAAAAAAAAAGUUUUAAAAAUACAGUAAAUAAAAAUAAUGAAAAUGAUAUACAAGAUGAAAUUAACAAUAAUAAUAAUAAUAAUAAUCUGCAGGAAAAUUAUGAACUUAAUAAUUCAAUUAUAUCAACAUAUGAAUAUUGUGAAAUAUGUGAUGAACGAAAUAAAAAUGUAGUAUUACACCCAUGUAUGCAUGGAGGUUUUUGUGAAGCAUGUAUUAGAUGUAUGAUAUUUAAUUCUUUAAAAUUAAAAGAUACAUAUCCUUGUUGUCCUUUAUGUAGAAAUCCUAUUGAAAAUGUUUAUAAAAUAUCUUAUGAAGAUGAUGAAAGAAAGGUUCAAGCUAAUAAUAUACUAACCAUCAAAAGAAAAUGA
This is a messenger RNA of Plasmodium adleri (nom. inval.), 3090 nucleotides long. RefSeq names its product zinc finger protein, putative. Gene Ontology annotation, biological process: signal transduction; regulation of signaling. Bases 1 to 3090 code for a protein of 1029 amino acids. The transcript has 2 exons. The record is from RefSeq and is a predicted model, not a curated record. Gene Ontology annotation, cellular component: membrane raft; plasma membrane. Gene Ontology annotation, molecular function: SH3 domain binding; ubiquitin protein ligase activity. Lineage: Eukaryota; Apicomplexa; Aconoidasida; Haemosporida; Plasmodiidae.